UAAGAUGCCGGAGAGGUGAGGGAGGAUGACUGAAGAAACGAGAAGCGAUGAAGGCUGGAAAAUGUCGAAACCUCGCGAUAUUCCUAAACCAGAUGAUCCGGAACGACAUCGUCUUACAGAGGCGUUUCCUACACGAAGGACCAGACACUGUAGAGGAACUAUUGGAGAGGCACAUAGUGAAGAAGGGGAAUAGCUACGACGAUGAAGAAGACGAUAUAUUAACUCGGCGGCGACUCACCAGCACUCGGCGAGAGGCACUAAGUCUGUACCGUGAUAUUCUUCGAGCCACCCGAUUCUUCAUGUGGCCCGACUCGCGAGGCGUUCUCUGGCGCGACGUUCUCAGAGAAAAUGCGCGGAAAGAAUUCGAAGAGGCGCGAUUUGAGAAAGAUCCGGAGAUCAUUACUCGGUUGCUUAUUGGGGGCAGAGAUGCGGUGCAAUCUGCCCUAGAUAAGCUCGUCGAGAAGCAGAAAGAGCUGGUCGAGAAGGAACGGAGAGAUCGAGAUCGACGGUGAUUUUGGGUAACUUCAUUGUUUUUUAAAUGUAUGUGUACAAUUGGGAUUAUAAACUUGAAUAUCAUUAUAGGAAUUUUGCUUUGGAGGUGGAAUGGGUUUGGAAAAGCCUGGUGAUUUGUUUGAUAACUAAUAAAAUGGAACGAAAGAAAACUGAGUCUUAAUUA
Vitis riparia (riverbank grape) is the source of this 676-nucleotide messenger RNA. RefSeq lists its product as uncharacterized. The record is from RefSeq and is a predicted model, not a curated record. Lineage: Eukaryota; Viridiplantae; Streptophyta; Magnoliopsida; Vitales; Vitaceae. Bases 48 to 512 code for a protein of 154 amino acids. The transcript has a single exon. Gene Ontology annotation, biological process: mitochondrial respiratory chain complex III assembly.